Molecule: messenger RNA, 1017 nt
Organism: Podarcis lilfordi (Lilford's wall lizard)
Lineage: Eukaryota; Metazoa; Chordata; Lepidosauria; Squamata; Lacertidae
Source: the annotation of a GenBank genome assembly
AUGACCUUCUCAAUUCCUUCUUGCAGGUAUCGCCGGGCCAGCCAAAAGGUGCCGUAUUAUGGAUACACGUCUGGUCGGCCGUUGCCACCCUUUGUCUCGAAAAGGCUGCCCCGGUCUGGCUCACAAUACUACCCGUUCUAUGGGUCAAGAUACCCUGCAUACAAAACCCUUCCACCGCGUGGGAAAACUCCAUGCGCUCAGCUCUACUGUCCGCCCGGUGUGACCGGUUAUCAACCACGAGGUGCGACGGUCUACCCAGACCCACAUACAGCCAGGUACUCCAAGCUAAACAAGAACCCGACACUGCCACACACAGCUAUCUAUCAGAAACCUUUGCCGACCCAAUGUCCAUACAGUGGCAUGACCAAAGGCCGACAUGGCCCCAUCAACAAGGGCUCGCUGCCAUGUGUCACUGGCGCCCCUCUACCCCGUGUGACCAAAGGUCCGGUGAUUUAUCCCACCAAUGUCUCUCAACCGUGCUUAAACAAGGCCCCGCUACCACGUAUGACCAAAGGCCCUGUGCUGUACUCAAGCAAGGACCUAUUGCCACAUAUUCAUGACCCACCACCCCGUGUGGCGAAGGGGCCACUACCACGGAUGACAAAAGGCCCUGUAUUCUAUGCAACUGAAGACCCACAACCAGGCCUAGGCAACGCCUCACAAGCAAAUGGGACAAAGGGCACCCAGCCACACCCGGCAAAGGGCACUCUUCCACGUGCCACCAAGGGGCCUCGUCUCGUUGUGACGAAGGUCCCGCGGUUCAGCGCACUGAGGGCCUCGCGAUACUUCCUGAAGAGGGCUUCACGGCCCAACCUGACGAGAGGCUCUCAGCCAAGCUUGGUCAAGGGCUCGCGGCCGUCCCUGGCAAAGGGCUCCAGGGUCUCUUUGACUAAAGGCUCCCAGCCCAGUCUGGCCCGUAACGCCACAAACCUGGCGGCCUCAAAGAAGCUUCCCAAAAACGUCAAGAUCGCAAGCACUGGGAAGAAGUACUGUUCAGCCACCAAGUGGCCUUUCUGA